Messenger RNA from Cylas formicarius (sweet potato weevil), 3136 nucleotides. It is a transcript of the gene Slc25A46a, whose product is annotated as mitochondrial outer membrane protein SLC25A46. The record is from RefSeq and is a predicted model, not a curated record. Gene Ontology annotation, biological process: mitochondrial fission; mitochondrial membrane fission. Bases 297 to 1487 code for a protein of 396 amino acids. Lineage: Eukaryota; Metazoa; Arthropoda; Insecta; Coleoptera; Brentidae. The transcript has 5 exons. Gene Ontology annotation, cellular component: mitochondrial outer membrane.
UCACACCUAUAGGCAUUAAACCACCGGUAUAGUGUUUUCGGCGGUGACACAUUUUAACCAAAAAGUUAUCCUUGGGUCUUAAAAUUGUGGCAGAUAAAUAUUUAUGAAAAAUUUUGCGUAGUUAUUUAAAGGAAACAAAGCCUUUAACUAUAUGUCCUAGUUAUAAUAAACAAUUUCUUAUGAAGCUUCCUACAGACGAGCGAUGGCAGAACAAUGUAUAGAGGGAUCCGGGCAUCUUCCAUUACACAACAACUACUUUGAUAUUCCGGAUAUAACGAGCAGACUUUCAGCACACGAUGAUCACCCAACGAAUCGUGAACGUUUGGUACAGUAUCCCGACCUUAGAAGGUAUCAUAGCCAUGAAGGUUCAACCUUUGGUUGCAGAAGCUAAUGUUAAGGAGUAUGUGUGGUCUGGAGUGAGCUUGAUAAGUCUUGUAGCUGAAAAUAUGCUUAGUCACCCGUUCUUAGUAUUAAGGAGACAAUGUCAAGUGCAUAACAAUUCUGCGAGGUAUCAUUUGCUACCUAUCACUCUCAUACCCACUAUUUAUCACUUACAUCAACAUCAAGGACUAACAACUCUUUGGAAAGGAUUAGGUUCAGUCCUUUUAGUUCGUGGAAUGCAACUAGGAGUUGAAGAUAUAAUUUUGAAGUUGACUUAUUGGCCAAAGGAAAUAAAUGUGCAUAGUUCGUUAAAACAAUUUUUUAACCAUAUUCUGUUGAAAUGCCUUACUUUCGUCAUAGUAACUCCUUUUUACUCAGCUUCACUAGUGGAAACUGUACAAAGUGAAAUAGCAAGUGAAAAACCAGCUAUAUUAGAUGUAUUUCGAGAGGGAUUUGCCAGAUUACUAAAUUGGGGAGCUCCAACAAAAGCAAGAAUGCUACCAAUUUGGGCUCUGAUAGUCCCUACGGCAACACUUGGUGUAACUAAAUAUUUAUUCUCUAAAAUAGCGAAAGCCACUGCAGUUCGCUUCCUCCAGUUAACUAAUAAUAACAAACAGAAAGAGUCCCAUGGUGGCGAUGUGGGGAAUGUGAACUUGUUUGCUUAUUUAUUAGCUAAUUUUGCAAGUGAUGCGAUAUUUUAUCCAUGUGAAACAAUUGUUCAUAGGCUACAUUUACAGGUAAAUCUCAUAUUUUCAGUUAAUAGGGUUAUUAUUAAAUUUGUUAUAUCAAAGGGCACUAGAACUAUAGUCGACAAUUUGGAUAAUGGAAGGUCAGUGCUGCCUAUCUUGACAAACUAUUCUGGACCUGUAGACUGCUAUCGAAAAUGUUUAGCUCAGGAAGGUAGAGCCGGAUUAUACAAAGGAUUUGGCGCCCUGGUGCUGCAGUACACUGCUCACAUUGCCUUAAUUAGAGUUUCUCAUUUUAUUUUGAAUGAAAUUUUAAAGCUGUUUAAGAAAUCUGAUCCAAAAAUAGAAACCACUGUAGAUACUUCGCCUCCCGCCCUUUGCAACAUUACCAUGUCACCUAGAUCCUAUUUACUGCCUUAAUAUGUAAUUGUCUUAUAUAUAUGUAUACUUUAUUAUAUAGAAUUUAUUAUUUAAUGUAAUAAAAUUUACAUUCUCUGAAAGUUGUUUUUUACUAUAAAAAUCCAAUUAGAAAAAUUGCAGUGUUCAACCAUAUCAGGGAAGGUUUUCCGAUUGACUUUCCAGCCCUAACAAGGUAUAACUUCCUUGAUAGAAUGUUUUAACACUGCAGUCUUAUUUAUCAGAUUUGUCAUGGAUAUCUUAGGCAUUACAUUUGAAAAGUUCUAUACAAUACUGUGGUUUAUAACCGUUUAUUGCAAGUGACUCCAUAGCUUGUUCAGUUGGCCUCUUCUGGGUAUCUGUAGAAAGGGCAGUUCCCGUAGGGUUUCAAUAGCUGCAGUAAGCGUCGGGGAGUCGGUGAGCUCUCGAAUCCUGGGUGAGAGAACUGGCAGUGGUCGGCUUGCUCCGGGAAUGAGGCAAGCGAGGCUUAUGAUGGAUGGGUCCGCCAUCCCUCGGACUAGGGAGCUGCUUGGACUGACCAGAAGGGAGUAAUAGAGCACUAACAGGGGCUUACACAGGACAUUGCAGGGUUAGGAGGCAUCUUUGCUUGCUAAGCAUUGAAGACGACCCAGAGUGCAGGUGGUGCAUGGAAGGGGAGGAGAGCCCGUAUCAUCUGCUCGCCGAGUGCCCUGCUUUGACAGGGGCAAGAUUUGGAGUCUUCGAAAAGGCCCUGAUGGAUCCGGAUUCAGUGCACGGUAUUGGGCUAAAAGAGUUGCUGGCCUUCUAUAGGAGGGGCGGCAUUCUGGACGCCCUCUAGCCCGGUCUGAGGGCACAACGGGCCUAUCUGGCGGCCUAAAUGCUUGGACGCCUGCGGGGGCGCCCCCCUUUAAUACCAAUACCCUAAUAAUUCUGUCGUGAGCAUGUCCCAGUCUUAUGAUCGUGGUCCACAUUUGCUUAGGGCUCAGCUAGGUCUUACUGGUUGUCUGGAUCCUUCAUUCUAUAUAAGGAUUGCUGUAUUUGGAUUUACCUUGCAUUAAUCUCAAAUAUUUCCAAUAUUUCCUGUUUAUUCUCCAUCCGGAAUUAUUUGUCUAUAGGGUUGCUUGAAAGAUCUCAGACAGACCUAAGGCUAUAGCGACAGGAUGACCAGUAGGUGAUGGACUAAUUUCGUCCACAGGCACUUCCCCAGGAUUCCGGUUUUAACUUUCUAAUUUUAACUAAUAUCUAGCUAAGUGGGCACAUUAGAGCUGUGUAUUAAUUUAAACUUUCAGACCUCUGCUGAUCCCUUCUCGCGCUUUUAUCACUGGGAUGUUGCUCCAUGCCCCAGGCGGUUUUAAAUUUCUUCCCGGUCAUGACUAGGUAGUUUGCUCUGAGUCAUCUUUCCUUUGACUCGGAUAAUUUAUGCCCAUGAGCUCCAUCGAUGAGGUUUUUGCAUCUCAAAAAGCUCACUUAUAGGCAAUAAUUGUUCAACCACGGCACGUAUACUCCAUGCUGCGACAAGGGUGUCAGCCGAUGUAAAGCUCAAAUUCCCUGCUAGAGCAAUAUCUCGUUAUCGAUCAGUCAUGCGUUGAAUUUGUCUACUAUCACGGAGAAAAAGGGGCCAAUUGAAAGGUGAAUAGACAUGAGCGACCGCGCUUUAAUGGGAAAUGAAGAAGACUGUUUCCUGUUAAUGCCGA